Messenger RNA from Mesocricetus auratus (golden hamster), 1305 nucleotides. RefSeq names its product granulocyte-macrophage colony-stimulating factor receptor subunit alpha-like. Gene Ontology annotation, biological process: cytokine-mediated signaling pathway; immunoglobulin mediated immune response. Lineage: Eukaryota; Metazoa; Chordata; Mammalia; Rodentia; Cricetidae. Gene Ontology annotation, molecular function: cytokine receptor activity; protein binding. The record is from RefSeq and is a predicted model, not a curated record. Gene Ontology annotation, cellular component: membrane; external side of plasma membrane.
CCACGCCCCGCUUCCUCCCCUUGGCCGUACUGUGUGCCACCUCCGCCCUGCUCUACAUUUCCUGGACCGCGGCACAGGACCUUCCAGCCUUGGUCCCCCAGGGAGCCUCGGAGCUGAAUGUGACCUUUGACCCCGGGACCUGGACGCUGCAGUGGAGCUGCAGGGACAACGUGAUCGUGGAGAGAUGCACUGCGACAGACAUCGGGAGGAACGGGAGACCCAGGCCCCGGAGGAUGAAGCCCCGUGACUGCCGCUGCAAAUUCAUGCCCCUGACCCUUCACCUUGGGGUCACGCUCGAGGUCAAUGCAAAUGUCAAUCACAGGCCAGUGACUGAGAAGCUGUAUUACCUCAACCCAGGCGCAGAGGGGUCAGCGGCGCAGAACGUCACUUGUUUCAUCCAUGAUGCAGGUGUGAUGACAUGCCUCUGGGGGGCGGGGCCUGCAGCCCCACGUGAUGUCCAGUACUUCCUGCAUAUCCGGGAUACCAAUGGUCAUGUGUUGAUGGGAUGCCCCACCUACCUGGGAGGUCACCUGCACACAGGCUGCCGCCUGGACAAUCUGACACUGUUGCCACAACACAUGCACCUGACCGUGACCGGAUCUAGCCAGAUGGCCGACGUCAUGUUCUACGAUGUAAUGCUGAACACCAAGCUCAUCGAGCGUCUAAGUCCCCCGGAUAAUAUCACUGUGGUUUGUAACUCCUCCCACUGUGCGGUCACGUGGUCCCAGCCGCGGACCUGGGCUCCCAUGACCUUCUCCGACUUCCGGUACCAGCUGGACAUCCAGAGGCAGAACCCGGAACCCGGAAGUCCCAACCCCAAGGUGUGCAUCUCCAGUGAGGAGGAGAACAGAUACGAGUUCCCAAGCCCAGAGCCGAGGCCGGGUCAUGUGCUCAGCAUGCGUGGGGACGUGCGCAGCGAGCGGUGGAGCGUGUGGAGUCCGCCUGUGGAAUUCGGCUCCGAAGAGCACGUGGUGGCCCGGUUACACGUGUAUGUGACAGUGGUGACUGUGACCCUGCUGUGUGCACUGGGCCUGGGGCUGGCAUGUAAGAGGUUCAUCAGGAUCCAGAGACUCUUCCCCCAGAUCCCAGAAAUCAAGGACAAAGUCACGGAUGACGACAGGGUCAACCCAGAGACCCUGAGGAAGGAUUUGCUGCUGCAGAUGGACUCGACGGACGAGAUGGUGCUGUCAGCAGGGAGUGUCUCCGCCAUCGCGGUCCCGUCGUGACCUGAGUCAGCACUGGGUUCCAGUGUAGACUACUCUCACGUGUGACUCUUUAACUCAAUGAAAAGUGAAUGUCAGCAGA